Molecule: messenger RNA, 2805 nt
Organism: Andrographis paniculata
Lineage: Eukaryota; Viridiplantae; Streptophyta; Magnoliopsida; Lamiales; Acanthaceae
Product: putative wall-associated receptor kinase-like 16
Exons: 3
Coding region: 241-2547 (768 amino acids)
Biological process (GO): protein phosphorylation; cell surface receptor signaling pathway
Cellular component (GO): plasma membrane
Molecular function (GO): calcium ion binding; protein serine/threonine kinase activity; ATP binding
Source: RefSeq, a predicted model, not a curated record
UAGCCAGCCAGCCUUUUACUUUACCCGUGAACCACGACGACUUGACUUGACUUUAAUUUUAUUUGCCUCCAUCCCUUCUGGCAACACUAUUGUACGUACAUACGAGGCACACAAACAAACAAUCCAUUGUCGAUCAGCAUUGCAUUCAUGAUAUACAUAUAUAUGUUAGCUCUUGCCAUCGAUCGAGUUCUUUUAAUACUAUAAUUUACCCAACACACACACAGAGAGCUAGUACCUUGGAUGGGGAGGCUUAUUGAUCAUGAGCACUUCCAAUGGCUGCUGCUGCUGCUGCUGCAAACCCUAAUUAUUGCAGUUGCAGGUGCAGCUGCAUCAGAAAAGAGUAUACGUACUGAUCAGGUCGAGCCCGUAAUGGCAAAGCCCGGUUGCUUGGAUCGCUGUGGCAAACUUGCGAUCCCAUACCCAUUCGGCACUACCGAGGAGUGCUACAAGAGCGAACCUUUCUGGGUCCGGUGCGACCACAGUACCAGUAAUGAUCAUCAUCAUCCAAAGUUGUACUGGCAAAAUACCGCCAUGGAAAUCAACAACAUAUCCCUCCUUGGCCAGAUGACAGCCAUGCAAUUUGUGUCCGAUAGCUGUUAUGUUUCUCCUCAACUGAAAACCAACACUGUCACCAAUUUGAGAUUAUCUGUAUUAUUCUCAGUUAACAAUACAGCCAAUAAGUUCACCGUUGUGGGCUGCGAUUCUUUUGGUUCCAUUUCCGGGGAGCGGCGGAGCAAAGGGAAAGGGGAUUACUUUACUGGUUGCAUCUCCUCGUGUAGCUCCAUAAAUGAUCCAGAGGAGGGUUCUUGUGAAGGUUCAGGCUGCUGCCAGACUUCGAUUCCUAACGAUGUUUGGAAUGUGACACUCACUGUCAAGACGGGUUUCCGCAAGUCUUCUACGGCGCAGAGCAUCACCAACUGCUCCUAUGGCUUUCUUGUGGAGGAGGGCGAAUUCAGGUUUCAUCCCCAGAAUCUUACCAAUUUGGACAAGGUUGAAAAGCUUCCCUUGGUGCUCGAUUGGGCUAUUGGGACUGGGAAUUGUGAGGACGCUCGGAAGAACUCUUCAACCUAUGCUUGUAAGAGCGGAAAUUCCCAUUGCCACCACCCCGAAAAUGGCUACGGAUACCGCUGUUAUUGCGACCCUGGCUACCAGGGAAACCCUUAUCUCAUCAAUGGCUGCAAAGACAUUGACGAGUGUAACCCAGAUCGCAAGAACAAGUCGUGCCAUUACAAAUGCCAUAAUACACCAGGGAGUUUCAACUGUACUUGUCCUAAAGGGUUCCAUGGAGAUGGCAAAGUAGAAGGAAAGGGUUGCAGUCCUGAAAAAUCCCAUGUAUUAGAGAUCGCGGCAGGGUCAACUCUUGGGAUCAUCUUCCUGCUCCUGAUAGCUUGCCUGGCAUACAUGGAGUACAACAGAAGGCAGUCGAAAAAGACGAAGCGCAAGUGGUUCGUUCUCAACGGCGGCGAGUUGCUGCUCAACAAACUCCUCAAGAAAGAUGGAUCCGAUCAGGACAUGUUGAAAAUCUUCACUUCAUCGGAGCUGAAAAAGGCCACCAACGACUUCCACAAGAGCAACGUCAUCGGCCAGGGAGGAUUCGGCAUAGUUUACAGAGGACUGUUGUCAUCCGAAACGACAGUGGCAAUCAAGAAGUCCAAAAUAGUCGAUCCUGAUCAGAUCGAGCAGUUCGUUCAUGAGGUGAUUGUUCUUUCCCAAAUAAACCACCCCAACGCUGUCAAACUCUUGGGGUGCUGUUUGGAGACAGAAGUGCCCCUUCUGGUGUACGAAUUCAUCAGCAAUGGCACCCUCUUGGGACACCUCCGGGAUCAAGCCAAAGCAAGAUUUCUUGAUUGGCCGAAGCGUUUGAGGAUCGCGGCGGGGACGGCGGAGGUCCUGUCGUAUCUGCACUCGGAGCCUUCGAACCCGAUCAUCCACAGAGAUGUGAAAUCGGACAACAUUCUUCUGGACAACAAUUUCACGGCCAAAGUGGCUGAUUUCGGGGCAUCGAGAUUGAUUCCGCUGGGGCAGAUGCAGAUUUCCACGGUUGUGCAGGGGACGACGGGGUACCUGGAUCCUGAAUAUUUGCAGACACAUCAAUUGACAGCGAAGAGCGAUGUUUACAGCUUCGGGGUGGUGUUGUUGGAGCUGGUGACUCGGAGGAGAGCGGUUCGGUUCGCCGGGCCGGAGGAGGAGAGGAGCUUGGCGUGUUACUGCGCGUGGAUGAUGAAGGAGGGGAGAUUUGCAGAGGUGAUUGAUGAGCACAUUAGGGGAGAGGUGGGAUGCUUGGAGGAGAUAAUGGAGGUGGGUCGGCUUGCGGAGUGGUGCGUGAAGAUGAAGGGCGAAGAGAGGCCGAGUAUGCAGGUGGUGGCGGCGAGUUUGAGAUCAGUGGAAAGGAUUCAGGCCGGGAACAAUGGCGGAGAUCAGGCGGAGGAGGUGGUGGAAGGGUUGUUUGGGUCUGAAGGCGUCGUGGGUGACGACGGUGAGAGUGGUGGUGGUGGUGAUAGCUCCGCCGAGCAGGUCGUCCCUCCGCCGGUGAUCGGAGGGCGUUGAGGAGUGGAAAUCGAAUGGAAUGAAAUGAUCAGUGUUGUUGUUUGCUUAAUUAAUUAUUGGUGACAUAUAUAUAUGAAUUAAUUAAUUAAUUAGUAUAAGAAGCAUGUGUUACGUUGCUAGAUAUGCAUUUUGCUUUUAUUUAUGUACUAAAUGCCAAAUUUGAACACGUUUAUUUGUAACCAUGUAGUUUUAUCUUUACUUUUAUACUACCAUUAAGUGAAUAUAUUUGCCUUAUGCAAAAAAUGUUAAGCUAAAAGC